GCGGCCAUGAUCGAGCAGCAGAAGCGGAAGGUCCCGGGAGGCCCCGGCCCCGCUCCCGGCCCCGCUCCCGGCCCUGCCCCCGGCCCCGACCUGCCCCUCGUGCCCGCACCGGCCAAGCGGCCCCGCCAUGAGCUGCCGGGGGCGCCCGGGGCUGGCGGCGGGGGAGGGCAGCCCCCUCCCGGGGCGCUGCUGCAGGCGGGCCCCCCACGCUGCUCCUCCCUGCAGGCCCCCAUCAUGCUGCUCUCAGGGCACGAGGGGGAGGUGUACUGCUGCAAGUUCCACCCCAACGGCAGCACCUUGGCCUCCGCCGGCUUCGACAGGCUGAUCCUGCUGUGGAACGUCUACGGGGACUGUGACAACUUUGCCACCCUGAAGGGGCACAGCGGGGCGGUCAUGGAGCUGCACUAUAACACGGAUGGCAGCAUGCUCUUCUCAGCAUCCACUGACAAAACCGUGGCUGUGUGGGACAGUGAGACUGGAGAGAGGGUGAAGAGGCUGAAGGGCCACACCUCGUUUGUCAACUCCUGCUACCCGGCGCGGCGGGGACCGCAGCUGGUCUGCACCGGCAGCGACGACGGGACGGUCAAGCUGUGGGAUAUCAGGAAAAAAGCUGCUGUCCAGACAUUCCAGAACACAUACCAGGUCUUGGCUGUCACCUUCAAUGACACCAGUGAUCAGAUCAUAUCUGGAGGCAUCGACAAUGAUAUUAAGGUUUGGGACCUUCGCCAGAACAAGCUCACCUACACCAUGAGGGGACAUGCAGACUCAGUGACUGGCCUCAGCUUGAGCUCAGAAGGCUCCUACCUGCUCUCCAAUGCCAUGGACAACACAGUUCGCAUCUGGGACGUGCGGCCGUUUGCCCCCAAAGAGAGAUGUGUGAAGAUUUUUCAGGGGAACAUACACAAUUUUGAAAAGAAUCUUCUGAGGUGCUCUUGGUCCCCAGAUGGAAGUAAAAUAGCAGGGGGAUCUGCUGACAGGUUUGUCUAUGUGUGGGACACCACAUCCAGGAGGAUUUUGUACAAGCUGCCAGGCCAUGCUGGAUCAGUGAACGAGCUGGCUUUCCAUCCAGAGGAACCCAUUAUCCUCUCUGCAUCCAGCGACAAGAGACUGUACAUGGGGGAGAUCCAGUGAAGCCCACAAGGAGAUGCUGGGGUUCAUGCCCAUGAGAUGCUGGGAUUCAUGCCCUCGGGGUCCUUGGUUUACAGAGUCGGGUUGACUCUUCUCACCUGUGCCAGCCCCCCCACUGGUGGCAGUGGGUAAACCUUGAAGCAAUUUGAUGAGACCAGCUGCCCUCUCACAGGCUGCAGUGUCUUCAUGGCCUCACUGUACAGCUUUUUUCCACACACACCCCCCCUUCUCUGGGGAGGAAGGAAAACUUGGAAUUAAAAGGAAUUUGGUUUUGGCUGCACCAUCGACUAUUAAACCCUUACCCAGAUCACUUGAGAUUGGUAACAUUGUUUAAACUCCAUAUGUGGCUUGUGUAUUCCCUGUCAAGAUCCUCUUGGUGUUUUUAUACAGUGAAAACUGAAAUAGAUAGCUUUUUACAAGAA
This is a messenger RNA of Apus apus (common swift), 1550 nucleotides long. RefSeq names its product small nuclear ribonucleoprotein U5 subunit 40 (gene SNRNP40). Bases 7 to 1131 code for a protein of 374 amino acids. Gene Ontology annotation, cellular component: catalytic step 2 spliceosome. NCBI's taxonomy places the organism in Eukaryota, Metazoa, Chordata, Aves, Apodiformes, Apodidae. The record is from RefSeq and is a predicted model, not a curated record. The transcript is spliced from 10 exons. Gene Ontology annotation, molecular function: RNA binding; protein binding.